Messenger RNA from Cynoglossus semilaevis (tongue sole), 673 nucleotides. RefSeq names its product CTF8, chromosome transmission fidelity factor 8 homolog (S. cerevisiae) (gene chtf8). The transcript is spliced from 3 exons. Bases 187 to 606 code for a protein of 139 amino acids. The record is from RefSeq and is a predicted model, not a curated record. NCBI's taxonomy places the organism in Eukaryota, Metazoa, Chordata, Actinopteri, Pleuronectiformes, Cynoglossidae. Gene Ontology annotation, biological process: mitotic sister chromatid cohesion. Gene Ontology annotation, cellular component: Ctf18 RFC-like complex.
CACACGCGGGAAACUUCAGUGACGUUUAAGUGGAGCGGAAGUAAACACGUUAUUUUUCUUCGAGGGUUAUUUUUUCUUUUUUCACUCAGAUUAUAUCAUAAAUGUGUUGUUUUUAAAAUCGUUAACGUGAAUGCUGAUGUUGACGUAACGUAAACUUUUCAUACUGCCGUGAACAGGUGACAGAAGAUGGUCCAGAUCGUUAUACGGGGCAGUCCGGACGGGUGCAGUCCCCCAGAGUGGCUGUUGGUGGAGCUACAGGGAGAGAUGAUCUCCAGACACAACUCUGGUCUGGCAGGAAACGUGAUGGGAGAUCUGCUCUACACCAAGGAGGGUGUGCCAGUGCUCAUUGUUGGACAUCACAUUCUUUACGGCAAGCAGGUAAAACUGGAGAAGCACUUUGCAGUUCUCACAAAGAGCUCCAAGUCUGAAGGUAGCCAUGGCGACUGUGACAUCACGACAGAUGAUAAGGACGGACCGGUGCCGAUGGAAACAGAGGAGCCAGGCUCCGUCGCCAAGUGCUACACCGUGACCGCGCUCAUCAAACGAAAGUUGAUCUUUAAGACUCGACCCAAACCCAUCAUUACCAACGUCCCCAAGAAAGUCUAGGAGGAGAGACGGGGAGGACUUUUUUUUUUUUAACUGUAUAGUCAUUAAUAAAAAAAUAUUUUAUUGA